Messenger RNA from Suhomyces tanzawaensis NRRL Y-17324, 1089 nucleotides. RefSeq lists its product as uncharacterized. The transcript has 2 exons. The record is from RefSeq and is a predicted model, not a curated record. Bases 1 to 1089 code for a protein of 362 amino acids. Lineage: Eukaryota; Fungi; Ascomycota; Pichiomycetes; Serinales; Debaryomycetaceae.
AUGUACCGUUCCUUGGGUUACCUCGGAGACCUCAAACAAGCCGGAAUGCCUUCCCUUUUCCUGUGGAUCAAUGGCUACAACGAUAAGCAAUCGUUAUACCGGGGGGUGGUUGAUUUUGACAAGCAACGUUUUCUAGUUACGGAAGAAGACCGGCCUGUGGUGUUCAACGGGCAUGUCGGUCCUCGCCACGACGUGGAUUGCCCUGUGAAGGAAUCUGACUACUACUGUGUGUAUGUAGCUAUUCCUGUCAAUGCUACCUCACUGGUCCAUGUCGAUUUUCACCAGGCCCACGGCAAUUUGCCGUACUACAGCUACGUCCACUACACUCAGCAAAAGUACGUGGUUCUUCCCUCCCAGGUCUUACACUUCAUCAACAUUUCCUACGUGCUAAUUUACUCCUCCUUCAAUGUAUUUGUGCAGUUUUUGAUCCUGCUCUUGGCAAUGGGCUAUGGUAUUGUGCAUUCUCAUAAACUGGGCUCUAGAAACCCGCUAGUUUAUCUGAAAAGAGCAUCCGCUUUGUUGUUUGGAAAUUUAGGUGUUCUUGCAACCAUGGUGGUUUGGAGCAGAUUCAUUCUGGCCCCACCCUCAACUAUGGCCAACUGGGAUGACCAAUUAGUGUGGGUGUUCUUUGGAUUUCAUAUGCAGACCUUGAAGCCGACCUGGUUGCAAUUGGUAGCUUCCGAUAUUAUGGGCAUCUUCAACUCAAUCUGGUUUAUGGGCCAGAUUCUGAGCUAUAUCGAAUUAAGAGUAUUCACUGCCUCGUUUUCGGCCCCCUACAAAAACCAAAUCAACUCGAAGAUUACUAGAUCUGUUGUUGUGGUUACAUUUUUCAUUCUAUGUGCACACAGAGUGGAAGUUUCGAUCAUAUCAAAAACAAAGCUGAAUUUCGGGAUAGGCCUCGCUGAUGGACCAUUGCAGUUUUACAUGGGGUUUGGGCACGUGAUCUUCUUUAUCAUGGUGAUCGUGCUCUUCGCUAUUUUCAUAAAUGACAACAGCAGGCUGUGUGUCGAGAAUGGUGCAACUCAAGAGAAUAAGAGAAUUCACUUCGAAAAAGAAUUGGAUGAGGAGCCAGUACAAGAUACAGCUUAA